AUGCUCGGUGCAACGAUCAUCAACCUGAAAUAUUUCUUUUAUCCGAUUGGUAAUACACCAGCCACCAACGUUUUCGUUUGUCGAGUCCUGCCGUCAGAAUAUGCACACGUUCAAUGGGAGUUUACCUGCUGCGAUGUUGAGGCUGCGAUCAUAGCACGAAACAUCCUCCUAUUUUCUCUGAUCGCCGAUAAUGCAUCGGAAGCGGCGAUAUGGAAUAUCUUCUACCACUUCUACGUGACAAAUGCUGACAUGACUUUGAUAAAGAGUCAGGCAAGUAAACUGCUAGUUUGUUCCGAAACACUCGAGACAUGGUUCUCCUCAAAGUAUGGUGCCUUCAUCAGCUUCAUGAGCCAAGAUACGCUCUCCCGCCUUCGACAAUUUUGGCAACAAUACUCGGAAAUGGCAAGUUUGAGUGCUCGCCAAAGAAACUCCUUUGAGGAGAAAACAAGAGAGGCGAUCAAAUCCACAUAUACAAAAAAAAUAGGGGACAAUGUCUUUACUACUAGCGGUCUUCGCUCAGCGGCGGUACACUGGGCUCGUGCGAUGCCGGUGCUCUCGUCUUGCUUUCAGCAAUUUUGGAAGACCGGCGUUGUGGCUGGUAAUUCGCCGGAUGUACAGAAUCUUGAGGUUGAUGGGCACGGGCGUGUGAACCCUUUAUUUGCUCUCUCGUCUGCACCAAACGGGAAAUUUGCUGUCCAUUACGGCACCGACCCGCUCCUUGGAUUUCACCUUGCCAGUGCAUUCGACGAUGAAACUUGCUCCGAGUGGGAUUUAAAAAAUAAGAUUGUUGGUCUAGCAAAAUCUCAAUUUUCAGAGUGGUGCGCCAGUUUCAAAGAACAGGUACACGCUAAUACUCUUUUCAUCAGAGUGUUUUGCGGGGAGGCUCUGCGCUUUUGUCAUGCUUUGCAAGCGGCCCAUCCUUCGACAUAUCAGAUUCCCAAAAUCGUGAGGGCAUACACGUAUCCGUGGGAUUCCACAGAGCUGGUUGUUCAGACCCUAGGUCCGAGGGGCGACAGCAAUUUAUAUGACAUUAUUGACACAUCUAAUCUAAUCGAUCAUGUUGGGAUGCUCAAUGUUUUACCGGCAGUUGUACCACUCUUAGCUCAUCGAAUAACCUCGGUUUUGUAUACAAAUGGCAUAUUACGGACGGCGGAAGAUACGACGACAACACUCUCUACUCUUUUAUGUUCAGACGUCGCUACGGCGUCUCUGAUCAUGGGACUUACACCUACCUCACAACUCCUUCCAUACACGGUUGAUGCUGUGGGAGUUGAGGCUGCGGUCGAUCUCAUCAUUCCUAAGGAAUUUGGUCGGCGGAGUCAAUACUAUGUGAGUAUUGCAUGGAGGAUACCCAACUUUGGAGACUGUUUCCAGGUGCAAGAAGACUUAUAUCCGUGCCAUCAACUUAUGUACGAACCGCAACAGCUUGCUAAGUACUUUUAUAAGCUUUAUUCAGCAAUGUUCAGCUAUGAAGAUAUGAGUAUAAUGAUGGAUUCCCUGAUGCGUCAGGUGAAGUCACCUCCAGCGGCAGAACUUCGAUACUACAAUCGCAUGACGUUUGUCAGUCUCCUCUUUCUUGCGAAGAAUCAUGUCUACACCGACUGGUUACCCUUUAUAAUGUMCCUUCUGGAUAUGAUACAAGCCGAUACAAGACUUCUUGUGGGAAGUAACAGCAUUCAAGAGCUUUAUGUAAUGCUCCACCUCUUCGGCCUAUUCACGAGUGAUGUCCUUCGACAACCGCCUCGCAGUGUCGGUAGAACCCCAUACGGACAACCUAGACCACGCGUCGCUGAUAGUGGGCUCUUGGGACGUGAAGACCUUCCGCCAGUUGUAUAUGUGGCUUUGACAGUUCCACGUCACAAACUCGAGGUUUUCACGCAAGAAAGCGACCCACGGGGCACACCAGGUCUUCAUAUCAGCGUCUCAAACAUAGAACAAGGCUUUGACAAUAGCUUUUAUGCAAUACAAUGCUUCUUCGGGCAGCUGAAGACACGGCAUAGUGAUCAUACUAUCUGUGAUAUUAUUCCUGACGAUCGCAAAUGGCAGGGGACUGCGGAUCUGAUCGUGACCUGUGCAGUUCCUACUUGGUCUUUACUACUAGGGCCUAAAAAGGGUAUUCGUAUUGCCUUGGCCGUAUCAACAACUCCUUUCACGUCUCGCUAUAUACCUCAGCUAGGUUUACGUCUGAGUGUGUACGAAUGCGGACUAGACAACCCCAAUCUGCAAAUUUUGAGUGGACCUCCUGGAGUCACAAGUUGGCCGCAGAGCACGCCUGCCACAACAGAGCAGAUUUUAUCCUCUGAGCGGGAAGCUUGCAUAGUGCAUCUGGACAAGGACUCAUGCGCCCACGCCUUGCAGGUCCGGAAAGCUUCGGAUGCCGCCGUAACAUGUGGCACAAAUUUCAAGGUCACGCAAAUUUCGCCAUGCACUAUGACUGUCCAAAUUGAGAACUUCGAUGACAUGCGAAUAUAUUAUCCAUUUCCUGUGGAUGGGGAACAGCAGAAGACGACUAUGAAAUCCGGGGCUAUUGAGAUGACGGUUCCGAUUGCUUCAGCGCUUUCUACUGGUGGAUACAAGCACAAUCUAUUCCCCUUAUCUAUCCAGAAAUCCGUGCUUCAGGAAAGCUUGAUUGGCUGGGGCAAUUCAUGGGCUGGACACUGA
Messenger RNA from Talaromyces amestolkiae, 2661 nucleotides. RefSeq lists its product as uncharacterized. The transcript has 4 exons. The coding region runs from base 1 to 2661 and encodes 886 amino acids. Lineage: Eukaryota; Fungi; Ascomycota; Eurotiomycetes; Eurotiales; Trichocomaceae. The record is from RefSeq and is a predicted model, not a curated record.